ACGUGUGAAACGGCGACGCGCGCAGUCGGUUUCGCGACGGGAUCGGUGGCACUGGUGGCAGUUGGGUUGUGCUGGCGAGCGAGCGCGCGCGCACGACAGACUCCCUCUCCCUCCGUCCUUUCGCCCGGCGAUCAGCCCACACGCCGUCGGACGUCGGACGUCGGACGUCAUUCGGCGAUAGGAAGAGACAGUCAGUGGUAUCGCGGAAUAUACCCGGUUGCGCCCGUCAUGACGGAAGAGGCUCGCAAGGAGGUUCGCGUCUGGUGCGAUGGAUGUUAUGAUAUGGUGCAUUUUGGACAUGCAAAUUCCUUGCGGCAGGCGAAAGCCUUAGGAGACUAUCUGGUGGUGGGUGUUCACAACGAUGAGGAAAUCACAAGACACAAGGGCCCACCCGUCUUCACCGAACAAGAAAGGUACAAAAUGGUGCGCGGUAUUAAAUGGGUGGACGAAGUAGUCGAAGCUGCGCCCUACGUUACUACAUUAGAAACAUUAGACAAAUAUAACUGUGAUUUUUGUGUUCACGGCGAUGAUAUUACUAUGACGGCCGACGGCGUGGACACGUAUCAUUUAGUCAAGGCAGCCGGUCGCUACAGAGAAGUCCAGCGGACAGCUGGCGUCUCAACGACCGAUCUCGUAGGACGUAUGUUGCUGAUGACGCGACAGCACUUUCGGCAGGGUGACAACGAAUACAGCGUCGACAGAGAGCCAAGCAAGAGCAUGGGCCAGGAUCGAACCGCGCGGAGUCCGUGGACCGGCUGCUCGCAAUUUUUACCGACCACGCAGAAAAUCAUACAGUUCAGCGACGGCAAGAGUCCACAACCGGGCGAUAAGAUCGUGUAUGUGGCAGGCGCGUUCGAUCUCUUUCAUGUGGGACACUUGGAUUUCUUGGAAGUUGCCAAGAAGGAAGGAGACUACCUCAUUGUCGGUUUGCAUACCGAUCCCGCUGUUAAUCGAUAUAAAUAUGGCAAUCAUCCUAUUAUGAAUCUUCACGAACGAGUUCUCAGUGUGUUAGCGUGUAAGUAUGUUAAUGAAGUUGUAAUUGGCGCGCCAUAUGCAGUGACAAGAAAUCUGAUGGAACAUUUCAAUGUAUCUAUUGUGUGUCACGGACAAACGCCUAUAAUGCCUUGCGAGGACGGGUCGGAUCCAUAUGCGGAACCCAAGAAGCAAAAUAAAUUUAAAUUAUUAGAUAGCGGCAAUGACAUGACAACAGAAAAGAUCAUUGAAAGGAUCAUUCUUCACAGGUUGGAAUACGAGGAUAGAAAUUUAAGGAAGGAGAAAAAAGAGCUUGCCGCUUACGAAGCCUUCAUCAAGUCUAAGAAAAAUGACAGGAUUGAAUAAUUGUUUGUUUUAUUUCCUUUUCGCGACAUUCGCAAUGCGUAUGUGUGAUGAGAUCAGAUUUUAUAAAGUCAAUGUGUAAAUAUAAUGUCACACACCGACAUUCAAUUUAUCGUUUCGAAAUGCCUUACAUAGUUAAAAUGAAUAUUUAUAAUCGAUCAAUAUAUUAGAAAUAUCGAUUAGUGAAAUAUGAAAAUCCGCGUUAGUUUUAAUUUGUUACAAUAUGAAAAAUGAUGGAUAACGAUGACGAUUGUGAAAUUAGAUAAAAUGUUUUAUAUGCAAGAUGUGCCAGAGCUAUCGUUAUUCUUUCUAAAGAUUUUUUAUCAAUUUGGAAUCUUUUUUUUUUUAAUAAAAAGCAUUUACUUAAAGUAUUUAUUAAUGUUGCAAAUGGAAAUUAUAAUAUCUUUGAUUAUUUAUAGUAAAUUUUCUAAAAAAAGUUACUUGUAGUAAAUUUCUUAAAUAGAACUUGAAAGAGAUUUUGUUAACCAAAUGUGACUCAAUGUAAAAACUCAAAAGUUACUAAUAAUAUAUAAUUAUUUUAGAAUUAUAUAAUUAUUAUUAUGUAAUUGGUAUUAAAAUUAAUUUAAAUAUACGAAUCUCUAUUGGGUAUUAAAUUGCGAAAAAUGGUAGUCGAGUUUGUGUCUUAAGCUGCCGAUUUCUUGAAUUAAAAUGAUAAUUAUUUGUAUGAUGUAAUAAAAUUGACUCUCAAAAUGCAAUUAUUGAUUCGCGCUUCGAGUCUAAUUUUAAUUGAUUUCUUUAAUAGAAACUAAAAUAAUUUGGAUCGAUUUCUAACUACAGACCUGGAACAUAGCUCUGAAACAUCCUACAUAUAUGUCGACAUAUCUCUAAAGGCAAAGAGUUGUCUUAAAGAUAUAUCGCAUGUUAUAAAGCUUUUGAAUGUAGGUAUGCUUAGUAAUUAUUGUUCUCUCAUUUAAACAUUAUGAUGUCGUUACUUGAUUCAAAUGUCGAAAAUAAUCACAACCGUACAAUCAUGUGAGACACGAAGAUCAAAUAUUUUUCAGAUCAAAUUGUUGAAUUUCAACUAUUUUUACUCUCUUUCGUGCGACAAUCUUCGUACCACUUUAUCAUUCUAUCGUUUUCUGUUACAUACGUUGGAGCAUUUGUUCAAUCGGAAUUUCAAUAUUUUUAAGCAAAUUACAAAGAUGAUUUGAGAAUUUUACCGAAAUAAUGACGUGUUCGGUUUUUAAAGUAAAAUCAUUCUUGUUAUGCAAUAUGAGGUGUACGUUUUCUUACGUUCACAAAAUGUUUUGCGCGUUUAAUUUGCGAAAAUACAUUAGAAUACGAGGAUGCAAACAUGAUUCUUCGGUAAUUCUCUAAAGAAUUACAGAAAAAUCGUGUUUGCAUCCUCGUGUUCUAUUUACAGUAGAAUCUCCUUAAUUUUGGCCUUUUAUAAUCUUUGCAUUCCUUCACACGUACAGUCGUGAGCUAAAAGGUUGCAACAUUUUCUUCGAUUGUUUUGGAAAUGUAGAUUUGCUUAUCGAACGGCGAACGUCAUUGGUUCUUACCUGUAGAUCCAACCAAUUAAGCAUCGAACCAUCUAACCAUCGAAGAAAAUGUGGUGCAACCUUUUAGCUCACGAUUGUACUUUCACAAACACUAAUAUCAUACCCUUUUCUUUUAUAGAAUACCUUCACCACAGUACGAGUCUACUUUGCUCGUGCAAGUAUACAGUGAUAAGUAGACUUAUGCUGUGGAGAGGGUAUUCUAUAACUUUGGCAUGCCGCUCUUAUUGCCCUAUAGAGUCGAAGUUAAGGAGACUACUGUAUCCAGGAAUCAUGAAAUAAUCGAGAUUGACAGGUAAAUGAGUCAGCUUGUGAUUCGGUCUAAUUAAUCGGAAGUUCCUAAGCAUUUACAAAUGCCUAUCGUAUGUUUCUUAGCGAUACCGAGAUCUUUAUUAGACGGAGAUACUUACGACCGUACUUUGCGGUUCCGUAAGACAUCCGCCUGGGUAAUUAAUUAACUUUACGACAAGCAUUGUUCAUCGAGCAAAUUACGGAACUACGCGUAAUUUAAGAUGUUAGAUUUUCUAAUGUGAGAUAUUAGAGUAUUGUAUGCCCAAAAAAUAUCAACGGAACCAAAGAACUUGUUAGAUUUACGGCGCACGUCGAAUAGACUGAAUGAAAAAACCGAAUUACCGUUUAUCCCCAAACUUGAACUGUUUGCGUCUAUGGGGAAAUGACAGAGGAAGACACGAUAAUACGUAACAUUCGUUGUCGUACAAUGUUAACGAGGUUCAAAGAUUCUAGAUAAGCUAAUUGGAACAUUCUUCGUUAGAUAUAUAUAUAUAAAUUGCGAGGACCGACUAAACUUCGUCAAACUUUCACCGAAGUAAAGAUCGACAACCAAGUCGACGGAUAAUCUACGACUGAACGAAGAAUCUAGGACAUCCCAUAUAACGCAAACAGGCUCUCUGUCGACCUGAUAACAUAAUGGCAUUGGCGUCGGUAAUCUGAUAGCGACAAUUGAACUAGACUAUGCCGAAAGAAACAAAUUGUAUAGCUUGCGAUUUUCUAUGGAAGAAUCAAGGCACCGAACAAAGAUUGUAAACACGCAGAAGAUUGUUCAACCUUUUAUUUUAUAAUAAAUAGUCAUUAUACGGUCACAUUUACAAUA
Molecule: messenger RNA, 3969 nt
Organism: Solenopsis invicta (red fire ant)
Lineage: Eukaryota; Metazoa; Arthropoda; Insecta; Hymenoptera; Formicidae
Gene: Pect
Product: ethanolamine-phosphate cytidylyltransferase
Exons: 6
Coding region: 229-1338 (369 amino acids)
Biological process (GO): phosphatidylethanolamine biosynthetic process
Cellular component (GO): cytoplasm
Molecular function (GO): ethanolamine-phosphate cytidylyltransferase activity
Source: RefSeq, a predicted model, not a curated record